Rodentolepis nana is the source of this 1095-nucleotide messenger RNA. The record is from the annotation of a GenBank genome assembly. NCBI's taxonomy places the organism in Eukaryota, Metazoa, Platyhelminthes, Cestoda, Cyclophyllidea, Hymenolepididae.
AUGGCCGAUAGUGCUUCCGAGUUGGAUCUCGAGUCUGACGCCAGCUCAAUCGACGGUCACACAGGCAGGUGUGAGCAAUUAACGCGACAGGUAGAAUUACUAACUCAACAAAAUCGAAUGCUUAAAACUGAAGUUGAUCAGCUUAACCUCCGAGUUAAAGGCCUGGUGGAAAAAAACGAACAACUUCGUCGAAAUAGUGUUUCUAUUCUAGCACAAGCUGAGCGUGAAGAGGAGUACAUUAGCAAUACAUUGCAGCGUCAAAUUUCUGAGCUCAAGAAGGAUAAAGAAUCUCUCGUUGUAAAAUUUGAGGAGGAAGAAGAAAGGCUUAUUAAUGAGUUAAAUCGCAAGCUUAAUCAGCUGCAAAAGGACAAAGAUAGGCUGGAAAGGACGCUUGCUAAAGAACAGGAAGCUCAGGUAAAUAAGCUAAAGCAUCGAAUUGAAAGACUCGAGAGUGAAAGUGGAUUUAAACAGCAGGUUUUGGAGCGACUCCGACGUGAAAAGGUGGAAUUAGAAAAUGCUCUUGAACAAGAACAGGAGGCUUUAGUCAAUAGGCUGUGGAAAAAAAUGAAAAAGCUAGAGGACGAGAAACGUAUUCUUCAGGUAAACUUAAAAUUUUUAAAUUCACUUAUGGUUUCGUUCAAUUGUUUUUUUAUAAGGCCUAUGGGUUUAGAUAUUUCAAGUAAGUGUAAUGUGGCUUAUAGUAUAUUCGCCUCGUACGAUGGAAACAAAAUUAUUCCAUUUUUCUCGUUUUUUGAGUGUACUGACAAAUUAGAGAGCGUUAGUGCGCCACCUUCAGAAAGUCCCAGCGUCCAGAACAUAUCUGCAGCUCCUAUUUGUACCAACCAACAUCGUCAUUCUGCGGGAGGUUCACUACGUGGCUCUCUUCGCAACACUCCUCUCGGUACUGGUGAUGGAUUGGACGGAUUUGAGUCUGAUCAGGGCACAAGUGGUCAAUUAUCCCGCCAUUCUCUUAGUUGUGGUUGCAGUGGCGCUAGGGGAUCUCUUAACUUCUCUACUAGCCCCCGUCCUCCUCAGAGCCCCAUGGAUUUAGAUGGUAUGUUGAUUUCUCUGUUUAAUAGUACUUAUUUGAAAUAG